This is a messenger RNA of Pochonia chlamydosporia 170, 2019 nucleotides long. RefSeq lists its product as hypothetical. The record is from RefSeq and is a predicted model, not a curated record. The transcript has 3 exons. Lineage: Eukaryota; Fungi; Ascomycota; Sordariomycetes; Hypocreales; Clavicipitaceae. Bases 1 to 2019 code for a protein of 672 amino acids.
AUGGACAUACCCGAUUCUGAAGAUCCGACCUUGGGCUUGAUGGCUAGGUCUCAGGCGACGCCCGCACUCCAGGCGCUUCAGCGGAUGAGGGGACUCUUCCUUGUAGCCUCUAACGAGUAUAAUAAGAUCAGGUCUCCAGAGAUGGUGUACCAAGAGAAACUUCAAAGUAUGGAUGAUGCCAUACACAAUCUUUUCGAACGGCUUGAUGAACCAGGUAACCGCCGCGCGGAGCUUAUGCAAGAAAUCAAGGAAAACUCCGGCGAUCUGAGGAUGUUCAAGGUCGAUGGCCUAAAGUCCGCCGAGAGCGCAUACAAAGAUCAGGUCGCGUCUGUUCUGCAAAACUUCUUCGACCGGUUGUUCUUGACGGUAGACCCAGCCAUAAUUAAGAGAUCUCUACAAAACAUCGCAAGCGACAAGCUGGCUCAAUAUCUUCCAGACCGUCGGCUCGGUAGUGCUGAGGAAGCUCUCGCCACACAAUUGGAUCCAGUACAAUCAACGGGUUUCGAUAAUUUGCUAGAAGACAGACGUAUGGAGGAUGUACCCCAUCCAGCACAGAGUACAACGGAUCGACCGCUUCAACGAACGAAAUCGUUGACAAAGAAACGUUCGGUGUAUCCGGACCCCGACGAUCCAGCAAGACCGCAUAAAAAGCACAAUUCCAUGACUGCCUCCGGAGACCAAUCCGGCGAAGUGCCCAACUCUUUUCAUGGCAUCCUCGAAUGCGAGAACGAGGGUGACAACACGGCCAGUUGCGCUGAAACCGGUGCUGUUGCUGGCAUCCCCUUCAACCAGACGAACGGGGAUUUGAUGCUGGAAGCUGAUGUGCUAUCACCUGCGGCACCCUUGGUGGUUCCCCGAGGGGACCAGGAUACUAUGAGCAGUUCUGUCUUGGUUCAGGUGCAUGAUGCAGACGACAACUUCAUCGGGAAUCUCAAUUUCUUUGGGUCGUGGGAAAAUGACCGUGUUGAUCAGAUUCUUCGGUUGCCCUUGAAAAGAGAUGCCAUCAAGAUUCGACGAGGUCGCCCCUUCAACAAAAGUCAGGUGGCAGCUAUUUCCAACCGACCUAAUGGCAGAAUCCACAGGAUUGUUUCCUGCAUGAUUCAAGCUACAGGGGAUAUCAUGAAACAACGUUGCCAAAAUUGCAAGAAAAAUCAAGGCGUCUUCGAGGCGUGCAUCAAACUGAAUGACCCACGAUUCUGGCGAUGUGGCAACUGCGAGUGGAACCAUCAAGGCUGCAAUGGCGCUUUUUUGUCCAAAACUAUGCGAGCACCGCACAGAGGACACCAGAGCGCGUACGACACUGUCCCGAGGUCUCCUAGCGCCUUGGCUGGGUCAUCACCGCCAGCGCACCGAGGCCAAAACCUGGCCGCACGGCGGUCGUCCUCCAGCAUCUCUGACUCCCGGUCUAAAUGUGAUUUUAACAGGUCCCAAACCGGCCCUACGACGCGAACAACUCCCGCACCUUUUCUAGAGGCUCAAACAGGGCUCGGAGUUGAGCAUGUCCAUAACGAAUUCCAGUCUGAAGAGCUCUCAGACGCGGAUUCUUACAGUGGAGCCAAAGUGAGCAACCGUGACUGGAGGCUGCUCCAAGUGAAGACGAGACUUUUUACGAGCGCUGAAUCAGUUACGCAAUACUGGCACUGGAAAGAGAAAGAAAAACGCUUCGAGCACCAUGUUCUCAGGGACACAAACCCAGUGAAAUGGGGCAUUUUGCGGGCUGAUAUUGACUUCCAUGUACAGUUGAAUGAGAUUGCAAAAGUCAGGUGGAACGAUGUGGCAUUGCGCGUGCACCUUGUCAUGAAGGAUAGAGGUCCCACUAUUGCGACUCGAGACGGAAUGCCAAGAGGAGAUGUCAUGGCAGUCUUUAAGAGGAGUACAACGGUGCGCCGUUUUAAAGAUUUCUGUCUUGAGCGGAACAUCGUUACUGAGGAGGAGAAAGACCCACGUGUUAUGGUUUACAACUUGAUGCACAUGGUAUCUCAAACCCAUUUGUCAGAAGAGGACGAUAGCACGGGCUAG